ACAUACAAAGGUGGCUGGUCCCACCAUGCAGAGUUUGAGAGCACCUGCUCUUACAUGCAGCCGGUGUCUACUGUGGAAUCAAAUUUGCAUAACUGUUUGACUGAUGUUGAUGAACCGUGCAAGCUUGGGUGUUCAGGUUUAUCAUUCUGCACCAAUUUUAACAACCGCCCGACAGAACUGUUCCGCAGCUGCACUGUUGAAGCUGAUCAUGCUGCCCAGAUGGUUCUCAACUCCUGGAAAAAUGGGGUCAUACACCUGCCACAGAUGACUAUUCCUGUCAAAGAUAUCAGCCAAUGCAAACCAGCCAUGUGGAAGGCCAUUGCCUGUGCCUUGGAAAUCAAGCCUUGUGGUUUCCAGCACAGCCUCAUGACCUUAUGCAA
Candidula unifasciata is the source of this 380-nucleotide messenger RNA. NCBI's taxonomy places the organism in Eukaryota, Metazoa, Mollusca, Gastropoda, Stylommatophora, Geomitridae. The record is from the annotation of a GenBank genome assembly.